CGCCUCCUCCGCUUCCUCUCUGCGGCCAUGGUAACACCACCACGCAAAGGAGGACAGAGAAGUAAAUUAAUAGUCUCGCUGAGAUAAGUCAAGCCAUGGCGGAGUUAGCAGAGAUAUAUGACAACGCUAAAAAGGGUCGAGAGUACGCUCUUCUCGGGAACUAUGAUUCGUCCAUGGUCUACUAUCAAGGUGUGAUGCAGCAAAUCGAGAAAUACUGUCAGUCUCAGAGAGAUCCAUCACUCAAGGCCAAAUGGCAGCAGGUACGCUUGGAAUUAGAAGAGGAAUACAAGUAUGUGAGGAGUAUUGUCAACACCUUGGAAAGUUUUAAGGUGGACAAGCCAGUAGACUGCUCUAACUUCCUACCAGAGGAAGCCCCUCAGGAUCCUGCAGUAUGGCCGCCCCCUACCCCGGCAGAACACAGAGCACCAAGUCAGGUGAAGCGUCCCAAUAGUGGAGCAAAGCCUCAGAAAAAAGACUCCCCAGCAAUGCAGCACAAGGGUCCAGUGGUCAGGGGGCAAGUGAACCCCAAAACAGACAAAUCACCCCGCAAUGGACGAGGCACAAAGGCCAAAGAUGAAAAGGGGAAAAAGAGUGGCCAAGAAGGUGGUGAAGGAGAGUUGAAGAAGUUUGAUGGUACAGGCUAUGACAGUGACUUGGUGGAUGCCCUUGAAAGGGACAUUAUUUCAAGGAAUCCUAAUAUCAGCUGGGAUGACAUAGCCGAUCUGGAGGAUGCCAAGAAGCUGCUGAGAGAGGCAGUGGUGUUGCCCAUGUGGAUGCCAGAUUUCUUCAAGGGCAUUCGGCGGCCUUGGAAGGGAGUGUUGAUGGUCGGCCCUCCUGGCACAGGGAAGACUAUGCUUGCCAAAGCUGUUGCCACAGAGUGUGGCACCACGUUCUUCAACAUCUCCCCCUCCACCCUCACCUCCAAGUAUCGAGGCGAGUCAGAGAAACUGGUGCGGCUGCUGUUUGACAUGGCAAGGUUCUACGCCCCCAGUACAAUCUUCAUUGACGAGAUCGACUCGAUUUGCGGGAGACGGGGAACAUCGGAUGAACAUGAGGCGAGUCGCCGAGUGAAGUCGGAACUCCUGGUGCAGAUGGACGGGGUUGGUGGGGCAGUGGAGAAUGACGAUCCCUCUAAGAUGGUGAUGGUGCUGGCUGCCACCAAUUUCCCCUGGGACAUCGAUGAGGCACUGAGACGCCGCCUGGAGAAGAGAAUCUACAUUUCUCUGCCCACAGCGAAGGGCCGUGCCGAACUGCUGCGCAUCAGCCUGAGGGAGGUGGAGGUGGCGCCCGAUGUCGAUCUGGCCCUCAUCGCUGAGAAGAUCGAAGGCUACUCCGGAGCAGACAUCACCAACGUCUGCAGGGAUGCGGCCAUGAUGGCCAUGCGGCGUCGGAUCCAGGGUUUGAGCCCCGAGGAGAUUCGCGCGCUCCCCAAGGAUGAACUCCAGAUGCCCGUCACCAUGGAGGACUUUGAGCUCACGCUCAAGAAGAUCUCCAAGUCUGUCUCCUCCGCCGACUUGGAGAAGUACGAGUCCUGGAUGUCAGAGUUCGGAUCUGUGUAGUGGAGGAGGAGGAGGAAGAAGAAAGGAAAGAUGAGUGGGUAUGAAGAACAGAGGGUGGGACACCACUGGAUGACCUAAUCAUUCCUUAGCCCUGUCGUCUAGCGUUACCAGGGCGAAUACUUGAAACUGUUUAGUGUUCAGAAAUGCUGUAGAAUGGUGUUUUAGAAGGACACUUGAGAAACGGAUCCUGUGUUUUAGGUCUUGUUUUUUUUAUGUUGAAAGUGGUGCAAACUCAUAUUGGUGUGCACCUUUUUACUUAUAAAAUGCACUAGUGCUGGUAUUGCACUGACUUGAAAUAGUCUGAUAGGCUGUGAGAAUGUGUGAUGUUGAAGAGAAUGUGUGUGUGCCCUGUCUGUCAUGGUUAUCAAUUUGCAGCGUGUCAUUUUCACUUAAAGUAUCUGCUUUGGUAAGUGUGUGUGUGUGUGUUGUACAGGGGAAAAGUGCUGGUAUGGAAAUGUUAAGGUACAGUACAAUUUUACAAAAACUGUCAUUAAAAUGUUCAUCUUGAUAA
This is a messenger RNA of Alosa alosa (allis shad), 2070 nucleotides long. RefSeq names its product katanin p60 subunit A-like 1 (gene katnal1). Gene Ontology annotation, biological process: microtubule severing. The record is from RefSeq and is a predicted model, not a curated record. Lineage: Eukaryota; Metazoa; Chordata; Actinopteri; Clupeiformes; Clupeidae. Bases 96 to 1559 code for a protein of 487 amino acids. The transcript has 11 exons. Gene Ontology annotation, cellular component: microtubule cytoskeleton. Gene Ontology annotation, molecular function: microtubule binding; ATP binding; microtubule severing ATPase activity.